GGUCCUGAGUUCAAUCCCCAGUACCUAAAUAAAUAAAUAAAUAAUAAAAAGUUGAGUCAAUGUUUUAUAGGUAGUGAAUAAAGGCCCUACCUAUAAGAUUACAUUGGAGUGAGACUUAAAGUAAAUAUAAACACAUGGGGGAUAGCUUUCUCAGAAGAAGAAAAAAGACAUGCAAAGUUCUUAGAGCAAGAGCAUACUUAGUUUCUUUAGGAUACAGUAAAUAGGAUAAAAUAAUCAAGAAGAAAAGAAAUGAGAAUGCCACAGAUUGUGUAGGGCUUUUAAGUCAUUAUAGAGAUUUAAAAAUUUUCUCUUUUUUUUUAAGUAGGAAACAACUGAGUGAUUUUUAAGAAAGUAAUGACAUUAUCUGACUUACCUUUGUAAAAGAUCUCUCUGGCUUCCGUGAUAACGUGGGGGUAUUGCUCAGUGGCAAAAUACUUGCCUAGCAUGCACAAAUUUGACUUCCAACAUUGUCAAAAGGAAGGAAAGAGCUGGGGGGGUGGCACGCGCACGCCAUUUCUAGUCGUUUUCAAAGCGCCUCACGCUGAUUCUCACUGGCCCAGCCACCGGCCCCAGCUCUGCCCUGGAUUGGUAGAUUAUGCUGAUCUUGAUGAAAGAGCAAUUGAUGCUCUCAGGGAAUUUAAUGAAGAAGGAGCUCUGUCUGCACUGCAGCAGUUCAAGGAAAGUGACUUACCACAUGUUCAGAAUAAAAGUGCAUUUUUAUGUGGAGUUAUGAAGACCUACAGCAGAGAGAAACAGGGCAGCAAAGUGCAAGAGUCCACAAAGGGACCUGAUGAAGCAAAGAUCAAGGCCUUGCUCGAGAGGACUGCUUAUACUCUAGAUGUAACAACAGGACAAAGGAAGUAUGGUGGGCCUCCACCAGACAGUGGGUGCUCAGGUAUGCAGGCUGGAAUUGGAACAGAGGUCUUUGUAGGUAAAAUACCAAGAGAUCUUUAUGAGGAUGAGUUGGUGCCCCUCUUUGACAAGGCCGGUCCCAUUUGGGAUCUACGUUUUAUGAUGGAUCCACUGUCUGGUCAGAACCGAGGGUAUGCAUUUAUCACCUUCUGUGGAAAGGAAGCUGCACAGGAAGCUGUUAAACUGUGUGACAACUAUGAAAUUUGCCCUGGUAAACACUUUGGAGUGUGUAUUUCUGUGGCAAACAACAGACUUUUUGUUGGAUCCAUCCUGAAGAAUAAGACUAAAGAAUACAUUCUUGAAGAAUUCAGUAAAGUCACAGAGGGUUUGGUGGACAUUAUUCUCUAUCAUCAACCCGAUGACAAAAAGAAGAAUCGGGGGUUCUGCUUCCUUGAAUAUGAGGAUCACAAGUCAGAAGCACAAGCCAGAUGUUGGCUGAUGAGUGGAAAAGUAAAAGUAUGGGGAAAUGUAGUUACAGUUGAAUGGACUGACCCUGUGGAAGAACCUGAUCCAGAAGUCAUGGCUAAGGAGAAAGUUUUAUUUGUAAGAAACUUGGUUACUACCAUUACAGAAGAAAUAUUGGAAAAGUCAUUUUCUGAAUUUGGAAAACUUGAAAGAGUAAAGAAGUUGAAAGAUUAUGCAUUUGUUCAUUUUGAAGACAGAGAAGCUGCUGUUAAGGCUAUGGAUGAAAUGAAUGGAAAAGAAACAGAAAGGGAAGAAAUUGAAAUAGUUUUAGCUAAGCCACCAGACAAGAAAAGGAAAGAGCGCCAAGCUGCUAGACAGGCCUCCAGAAGUACUGUGUAUGAAGAUUAUUACUAUCACCCUCCUCCUCACUUGCCUCCUCCAAUCAGAGGUCGAGGUCGUGGUGGAGGUAGAGGUGGAUAUGGCUACCCUCCAGAUUACUAUGGUUAUGAAGAUUAGUAUGAUGAUUACUAUGGUUAUGAUUAUCAUGACUAUAGUGGAGGCUAUGAAGAUCACUACUACGGCUAUGAUGAUGGCUAUGCAGCAAGAGGAAGAGGAGGAGGAAGGGGAGGGCGAGGUGCUCCACCACCUGUAGCUGGCUAUUCACAGAGGGGGGUACCUUUGGGACCGCCAAGAGGCUCUAGGGGUGGCGGAGGGGGUCCUGCACAAUGGCAAAGAGACCGUGGUUCCUGUGGAGCUUGGGGCAAUCGUGGGGGCAAUGUAGGAGGCAAGAGAAAGCCACAUGGGUACAACCAGCCUGAUUCCAAGCGUUGUCAGACCAACAACCAACAGAACUGGGGUUCCCAACCCAUCACUCAGCAGCCGCUUCAGCAAGGUGGUGACUAUUCUGGUAACUAUGGUUACAAUAAUGACAACCAGGAAUUUUAUCAGGAUACUUAUGGGCAACAGUGGAAACAGACAAGUGAGAGCUUGAAAAUGAUACUGUCAAGAUAUGAUUGGCUCUAGAUCUACAUUCUU
Messenger RNA from Fukomys damarensis (Damara mole-rat), 2352 nucleotides. Its product is annotated as heterogeneous nuclear ribonucleoprotein R-like. The record is from RefSeq and is a predicted model, not a curated record. NCBI's taxonomy places the organism in Eukaryota, Metazoa, Chordata, Mammalia, Rodentia, Bathyergidae. Gene Ontology annotation, cellular component: ribonucleoprotein complex; nucleus. Gene Ontology annotation, molecular function: mRNA binding.